This is a messenger RNA of Drosophila albomicans, 1284 nucleotides long. RefSeq names its product peptidoglycan-recognition protein LF (gene PGRP-LF). Gene Ontology annotation, biological process: peptidoglycan catabolic process. Bases 111 to 1223 code for a protein of 370 amino acids. The transcript has 4 exons. The record is from RefSeq and is a predicted model, not a curated record. Gene Ontology annotation, molecular function: zinc ion binding; N-acetylmuramoyl-L-alanine amidase activity. NCBI's taxonomy places the organism in Eukaryota, Metazoa, Arthropoda, Insecta, Diptera, Drosophilidae.
CAGUUCAGAACGAGCAACCAGCUUGGCAGGAAGACAACGCUGAGAGAGCGCUCUAAAAAGAAGACUUUCUUACAAUAUUAUAAUUUCGCAACUGAUAAAUAGCGUUCAGCAUGAAAAGCCAACAACCGACAGCGCCAGACGUUGAAGAUCAAGUGCCGCAUACAAAUGCCAAACAUAUGAGAGGUCUGAUAUGGCUGUGCGGCAUUCUAAUGGUGCUGGUGGCCACAGCCGUCGUUUACUUUGUCUGGAUGAUGACGAAAAAUGUCGACACAUUUAGCAAAGGUUUGCGUAUACUUGAUCGCAGCGAGUGGCUGGGGGAACCCCCAACCAGUGUUGAGAAUCUUGCCACGCCAAUAUCCCACGUUAUUAUUCAUCACACAGCCACGGAAGGAUGCGAAAGAGAGGAGGAAUGCGUCUAUAGAAUGCGCGUUAUACAAGCGUUUCAUAUGAAGUCUCUGGGAUUUACGGACAUUGGGUACAAUUUUCUGGUCGGAGGCGAUGGCCAGGUUUAUGUGGGACGCGGCUGGCAGUCACAGGGGCAGCAUGUGAAGGGAUAUGGAGCAGUAUCCAUUAGCAUUGCCUUCAUUGGCACCUUCAUCAAUGUGACGCCAAAGAAAAAGCAAUUGUGGGCAGCACGUCGGCUAAUGGAGGAGGGAGUUCGAUUGCACAAGCUGCACGCGGAUUAUCAUAUCUAUGCACACAGGCAACUGAGUGCCACCGAGAGUCCUGGCGAAAAGCUCUAUGGCCUGAUAAAAACCUGGCCACGCUGGAGCGAGGAUGUGACUUCGCUGCGACGUCUCAACAUGGAACCGCUCAGAUUUGUGGAACGUUCCCUUUGGCUGGCUCAGCCACCGGUGGAGCAAUUGCUUCCUUUGCCUGUGCCUGUCAAAAGUGUACGCUUUGAGUCCACAGCAUCAGAGUCGUGUACAACACAAGCAGCUUGCACCUAUCGCAUACGCUACAUGCAAACGUAUCACAUCGAGAGUCUUAAGCAGAAGGAUAUCAACUACAACUUUGUGGUGGGCGGCGAUGGCAACGUCUAUGUGGGACGUGGUUGGAACAAUAGCUGCCAUGUGCCUGACUUCGAGGGUCUCGUUAUAGGAUUUGUCAGUCAAUCAGCACCAACAAGCAGUCAACGAAAGAUUGCAGAGGAACUGCUAACACAUGGCAUUGGUUUGGGCUUUGUGAUACGAGAUUAUCAAUUGAUAGACGAUCUGAAGUAAAGGAAUCUCACUCAUAAUUUUAACAAUACAUAUUGUAAAUAAUUGUAAAUAAAUUCGUUGA